AUGUCGUCUGCAACCUCACAACGCCGGCGGCGGAGCAUCCCGGCAACGCCGCGUGUUAUCUCCCCAAGCCCCACGCCAUCUGAACGGCAAGGCUCACAGGAACUUGAAGGCGACGCCUCGUACAAUGGACCGAUGACACGGUCUGCUAGGAAAAGACUGUCGACUCCUCAACCUGUCGAGGAAGAGUCGUAUGAUGAAGACGAGACAAAUUCCGGCGAUAAGACGGCAGAAGGAGAGAGAAGAGGAGCUGGCCGAGGCAGCAAAACCGCUGCAGCGGAGAGCAGCGACAGCAGUGGAUCCGAACACCGUCGUGCUCGGACACGGAGCCGCAGCCCAAUCAUCACUCGAAGGUUGGGUGAGCUCACUCCUGUCAACGGUGGAAACAGCUCUAAGAAGGGCGCAUCUGCAAGUGGAAGCGGCUCAUCGUCGAAGAGCAGUAAGACAGUAUCAUUGACAAACGGCAAGUCGUCGGAAACCCCAAAAAACGGCCACCUGCGGCCGCCGCCACUGAAUGGCGUUCCGACUACUGGCAACUGGUGGCGUGAAUUCAGCCGGAGUCCUAGCCCGCUUGGUCUGAUCCCCAUCCACCGGCACUGGCGGUCGUUUGUGCACAAGCAUGAGGUGCCACGGAAGCUACUCCACGUGUCCAUCGGCUUUCUGGUUAUGUGGCUUUAUGCGUCGGGCACGCAGACUCGCUCGGUGUGCCCCUACCUGAUGGGUGCGCUGAUUCCCAUUGCUAGCGUCGAUCUGCUUCGGCACCGUUACGCACCGUUCAACCGGCUGUAUGUGCGACUACUGGGCGCCCUGAUGCGCGAGAGCGAGUUCGACGGAUACAACGGUGUCAUCUUUUACCUUCUUGGUGCUUGGACCGUGCUGUACACCCUGCCCAAGGAUGUCGGCGUUAUAAGCGUCUUGUUACUGAGCUGGUGUGACACGGCAGCCAGCACAUUCGGCCGCAUGUAUGGCCGCUACACGCCACGACUGCGUCGCGGCAAGUCGCUUGCCGGCUCGACGGCCGCGUUCCUGGUCGGUGUGGCCACCUCCGCGUGGUUCUGGGGCUGGUUCUCCCAGACAAUUGGGCCAAUGCCCGGCGACGACGACUUUAUGUUCAAGGGUACCCUCAGCCUGCCUUCCUCGGCCGUUUCAUAUCUCGGCUGGGACGAGUCCGCCAAAACGACCAUCUCGGGCGCCCUGGCGCUCGGCGUGGUGAGCCUGUGGUCGGGCUUUGUUGCAUCGGCCAGCGAGGUGGUGGAUAUCUUCGGUUGGGACGACAACCUGACGAUUCCUGUGCUGAGCGGCCUGGGCAUCUGGGCUUUCCUGAAGGUGUUUGGUUAA
Messenger RNA from Sporothrix brasiliensis 5110, 1335 nucleotides. RefSeq lists its product as uncharacterized. Gene Ontology annotation, biological process: phosphatidic acid biosynthetic process. The record is from RefSeq and is a predicted model, not a curated record. The transcript has a single exon. Gene Ontology annotation, cellular component: endoplasmic reticulum membrane. The coding region runs from base 1 to 1335 and encodes 444 amino acids. Gene Ontology annotation, molecular function: ATP-dependent diacylglycerol kinase activity. Lineage: Eukaryota; Fungi; Ascomycota; Sordariomycetes; Ophiostomatales; Ophiostomataceae.